AUGGCUUCCCUAGUACAGUGGGCACUGAAACUGCCAGGAAUUGCUUCAGCACAUAAUGAGCUUGUCUGCAGCACAUGGGGAAAUUUCCAUUUCUUGACCUUUGAUGGAGACAUGUUCCAACUCCCGUCCACAUGUAAUCACAUCCUGACGUCACAGUGUGGAGGCAGCUAUGAAGAAUUUAACAUUCAGAUGAGACGGGAGAUUGUGAAUGGCGAACCCACAAUUAGUAAAAUCACCCUGAAGCUGGAAGGCACAGUGGUGGAGCUCGUUAAACACUUAAUCAGCGUCAACGGCCAACCGGUCAAUGCACCAUUUGCCAGUGGUGGAGUUCAUAUUGAAGUGCUCAGCUCUUAUAUCUCCAUCAAAUCCACAUUGGGGCUAACAGCUCUGUGGAAUGAAGAUGAUGCCUUCAUGAUUGAAUUAGGUUCAAAAUACAAAAAUCAGACUUGUGGGCUUUGUGGUGACUUCAAUGGCAUCCCGGGUUACAAUGAAAUGAUCAAGAAUGGUGUGCUGCUCUCGCCUUCUGAUUAUGGAAAUCUCUGGAAGAUGGAUGGACCCACAGAAACAUGCGAGGACAAACCUGUAGAAGAAUAUAAGAACUGUGGAGAUGAGAAUUUCUGCCAUCAGCUGUUCGUCAGGAAGGAGUUCAGCAGCUGCAAUUCUCUGGUGUCAGUCAAUAUGUUUGUGCAAGCAUGUUUGGAGGAUCUCUGCCAGUGUAACACAACAACAAACUCUUCUUGCUUGUGUAAAACUGUAGCAGAAUUUUCGCACCAGUGCGUGCACGCAGGAGGGAAACCAGAAAACUGGAGGACUGACUCAUUCUGCCCCAAGUCCUGCCCAUAUACCAUGGAGUACACAGAGUGUGGCAGUCCAUGUAUCAAUACCUGCUCGAACCCUGAGAGAGGAGAAGUGUGUGAAGAACACUGCAUUGAUGGAUGCUUCUGUCCUCCAGGCACUGUGUGGGAUGAUGUCACAAACUCCAGCUGUAUUCCACUGAGUUCAUGCUCCUGUAUUCAUGGAGGACAAUUUUAUAAGUCUGGAGAAAGUUACACAGCUAGUUGCAGAGAAUGCACCUGCUCAGGAGGUCAGUGGAUAUGUGAGUAUAAAGACUGCCCUGGUACUUGCUCAGUUUUAGGAGGAUCACACUUCAUAACAUUUGAUGAAAAACCCUACACGUUUCACGGGGACUGUUCGUAUGUUCUUGCAAAGGAGUGCACCGGCACCGCUUUCACCAUUCUGGGUGAUCUGGUGAAAUGCGGACUGUCAGACACUGAGACCUGCCUGAAAACAGUCACCCUUGCAUUAUCACAAGGCACUAAGCUGAUCCGAGUGGACUCGAAUGGGAAUGUUGACGUAGACAAGAUUUACACACAGCUUCCACUUUUUACAGCUGAAGUGAGCAUCUUCAAGCCAUCAUCAUUCUACAUUGUCAUCAGGGCCAUCAACUCUAACCUUCUUCUGGAGAUCCAGCUCGUUCCCAUCAUGCAGGUCUUCAUCAAGGUGGAUCCAGUUUUUCAAGGACAAACAUGUGGGCUUUGUGGCAAUUUCAACAACAUUCAGGUGGAUGAUUUCACCACAGCUGGUGGACUUAAGGAAGGAACGGCUGUGGAUUUUGCCAACACCUGGAAGACCAGAGCAAGCUGCUCAGACAUCCAGAGAACCUUUGAGAACCCGUGCAGUCUGAGCACUGAAAAUGAGAAAUAUGCACAGCACUGGUGUUCCCUGCUUUCGGAUCCUUUGGGGAGUUUUGCCCGCUGCCAUUCAGAAAUCAGCCCUGACACCUACAAAAUGAACUGUAUAUAUGACACGUGUAAUUGUGAGAAGUCAGAGGACUGCAUGUGUGCUGCACUGUCUUCAUACGUACAUGCAUGUGCUGCUAAAGGGAUUGUUCUCAGUGGCUGGAGAGAUGCUGCUUGCCAUAACUACACACUGUGCCCCAGCUCCUUAGUUUACUCCUAUGACAUGACCAGCUGUCAUCGUACAUGUCGCUUCAUUGGGCAGAAUGACUACACCUGCAGCAUCAACAUUACACCAGUGGAUGGCUGCGGGUGUGAAUCGGGGACCUACAUGAACGAAAAUGGAAUCUGUGUUAUGGACAGCAGCUGCCCAUGUUAUGAUUCUAACUCCAUCAUUCAGCCCGGCGAGGUCAUUAGCAAAGAUGGUACCACAUGCACAUGUAAGAAAGGCAAACUGAGCUGCUUCGGUGCGCCAUUUUUUACUUUAGAAUGUUCUGAGCCAAUGACAUUCUUCAACUGCUCCAGCGCUGUUCCUGGAAGCACUGGCUCUGAAUGUCAGAAAAGCUGCCAAACACUGGACAUGGCCUGUAUCAGCACAGAAUGCGUGUCUGGCUGUGUGUGUCCCACUGGCCUGGUGUCCGAUGGAAACGGUGGUUGUAUUUCUGAAGACCUUUGUCCAUGUGUCCAUAAUGGACUGAAUUAUCUACCUGGGGAGAGCGUUCAAGAUGGCUGUAACACAUGCACAUGCAAGGACAGACGAUGGCAGUGUACCACAGAACAGUGCAGGGGAACAUGCAGCAUCUAUGGAGACGGACAUUAUAUAACCUUCGAUGAAAAACGAUAUGUGUUUAGUGGAAACUGUGAAUAUGCCCUUGCUCAGGACUUCUGUAGUGGCAGUAGCACCAAUGGCACUUUCAGGAUCAUCACUGAAAACAUUCCCUGUGGAACAACCGGCACCACCUGCUCCAAAGCCAUCAAACUCUUCAUAGGAAGCAAUGAGCUGAUCCUCUCAGAUGGAACGUACCAAGUGGUACAGAGAAGCAAUGGAGAUGAAAUCCCAUAUCAGAUCCGCACGAUGGGAAACUACUUGGUGAUUGAGACCUAUAACAGCAUCAUGCUCAUAUGGGACAGAAAAACUACAAUAUACAUUGUGCUCAGUCCUGAAUUUAGUGGAAAUGUGUGCGGUUUGUGUGGAAACUUUGAUGGCAAUGCCAACAAUGACUUCACCACAAGAAGUCAAGAAGUUGUCACUGACCCUCUCAACUUUGGAAACAGCUGGAAAGUGUCUCCCACCUGUCCUGAGGCACUGGCCAUUCAAGAACCAUGUGCUAAUAAUCCAUACAGGGAGGCAUGGGCACAGAAACAGUGCAGCAUCAUAAAUAGUGAUACUUUUGCCACCUGCCAUUCGCAGGUGGAACCAUCUUCAUAUUAUUCUGCAUGUGUGAGUGAUGCAUGUGCUUGUGACAGUGGAGGAGAUUGUGAGUGUUUCUGUACUGCUGUAGCAGCCUAUGCUAAGGCCUGUAGUGCUGCUGGAGUGUGUAUUCCUUGGAGAAGCCCAAAAAUUUGCCCAUUGUUCUGUGAUUACUACAACCCACCUGGUGAGUGUGAGUGGCACUACAAGCCUUGUGGUCACACAUGUUUGAAGACUUGCAGGAACCCCACAGGAAACUGCACAGUGCAAACCCCAGGACUGGAAGGUUGCUAUCCUGAAUGCCCAAGUGAUCUCCCUUUUUUUGAUGAGGACAGCAUGAAGUGUGUGGCACAGGAUCAGUGUGGCUGCUAUGCUGAAAUGCUACAUUAUGAGAUUGGCCAAUCUGUCCCUAAUAACAUCAACUGUCAGAUAUGUUGCCCCAACAUUACCAACAUCAUCACUGACUACAACACCAAAACCUACAACUGUAUUUGUUUUUAUCACACCAGAAGUGACAACCAAUCAGGUCCAUACAACUCCUUCCAAAGAGACCACAAGUGCAGCAGAAACAACAAAACUGAUGACAACAGCUUCUACAAAGACAGCAACCUUGCCGACAGAAAUAACAAGCACUCAAAUGUUGGAAACUACAAGUGCCAAAGAAUCCACUAUUUCCCCAGAAACAACAACAUUGCCAAGUACAACACUUCCUGUUACUUCUACCAGAGCCACACAACCACACAAGUAUCAACUACAAGGCCAUUGACAGAGUCCACCAUAUCACCAGAAACAACAACACAAACUAGCAAACCAGUUGUAAAGGUAACAACAGUGGUUACAGAAGUGACAACGACUCAUGUCCCUCCAACUCCUUCCAAAGAGACCACAAGUGCUACAGAAACAACAAAACUAACCACGACAGCUGCUCCAAAGACAACAACCUUGCCAACAGAAAUAACAACCACUCAUCUUACUACAGCUACACACGUAACAACUACUCGGCCAUCGACAGAGUCCACCAUAUCACCAGAAAUAACAAAGCUAACUAGCAAACCAGUUGUAAAGGUAACAACAGUGAUUCCAGAAGUGACAACGACUCUUGUCCCUACAACUCCUUCCAAAGAGACCACAAAAAUGUCAACCACUCAGGUCCCUACAAGUCCUUCCAAAGAGACCACACCUGCAGCAGAAACAACAAAACUGACCACGACAGUUGCUCCAAAGACAACAACCUUGCCAACAGAAAUAACAACCACUCAAGAGUCUACUUCUAAGGAAACCACUAUUUCUCAAGAAACAACAACAUUGCCAAUUACAACAAUUCCUGUUACGACUACUACAGCCACACAAGUAACAACUACAAGUCCAUCGACAAAGUCCACCAUAUCACCAGAAAUAACAACCACUCAGCGGUUGGAAACUUCUACUUUUAAGGAAACCACUAUUUCCCCAGAAACAACAACAUUGCCAAUUACAACACUUCCUGUUACGACUACCACAGCCACACAAGUAACAACUACACGGCCUUCCACAGAGUCCACUAUAUCACCAGAAAUAACACUAACUAGCAAACCAGUUGUAAAGCUAACAACAGUGAUUCCAGAAGUGACAACCACUCAGCUCCCUACAAGUCCUUCCAAAGAGACCACAAGUGCACCAGAAACAACAAAACUGACCUCGACAGCUGCUCCAAAGACAACAACCUUGCCAAUAGAAAUAACAACCACUCAGCCUUUGGAAACUUCUACUUCUAUGGAAACCACUAUUUCCCCAGAAACAACAGCAGCAACAACAGCAAUUGCUCCAAUCACAAAGACACCUAGCACACUUACUGUACAUUUCAAAUUUUACUUCAUUCCAAAUGUCUUGUAUUCUUUAGGGACCAUCAUUUACAAUGUAACUGAUGGCUUUGGGUGGUGUUUUAUUGCAUACUGCAAUGCUACUUGUGAUGUUGAGACAAAAUCAUACUCCUGUUUGACAACACCACCUCCAAUUACCACUGCAACCAUAACUCCAACAAGUAUUUCCACUGUUACAACACCUCCUACAACUACAACCCCAGACUGUGCCAGUGUUAACCCACCAAGAAAGGAUGGGGAGUCCUGGAACGUGGAUAACUGCACCACUGCAACAUGUAUAAAUGGCUCAGUCAUCUACGAACCAUACAAGUGCAGCCCAGCUGAACAGAUAAACUGUGUAAAUGGCCGAACACCCAUUAAGGUUUAUGAUGAGACUGGCUGCUGCUUCAAGUAUGAAUGUGAAUGCUUUUGUAGUGGAUGGAGUGGCUCUCAUUAUGUCACAUUUGAUGGAACAGCCUAUACCUUCAGUGGUAACUGUUCAUACAUUCUGGUUCAAGAAAUUUACAAUACAAGUCUGAAAAUCAUCCUUGACAAGGAAGCAUGCAGCAGUGGGAGCUCAUUCUGCCCACAGAGCCUGAUAAUUACAUACAAUUCCCAGGAUGUUAUUCUGACCCAGACAAUGACUUCAAAUGGUGCAACCAAUGUGGUGAUGGUGAACAACAAACAAGUUUAUCCUGUUUUCAAAAAUGUGAAUUUCAUAAUCACAAGCACAGGCAUGGAGGUCACAGUGUUGAUUCCAGAGAUUCAUGCUCAAGUGACCUACACAGGCACCACAUUUAACAUUGACUUACCCUUCUCCAAGUUUCAGAACAAUACAGAAGGCCUAUGCGGGACCUGUGAUAACAGUCAAACAAAUGACUGCAUGUCACCCUCUGGUCAAAUUGAAUCCUGUGAGCAUACUGCACCAAAAUGGCAGGUUCCUGAUAAGACGUGCAUUACACCCACCACUCUCCCUCCACUUACCCCCUCCAGUACACCCUACCCGUGCCAGCCAGCCAUUUGUGAGCUCUUUAACAGCAGUGUGUUUGAGGAGUGCCAUAGCAUCAUUCCUUUAGAGCCAUACAUGAAAAGUUGCAAACAGGAUGUGUGCUCUGGAAAGCCUAGUUGUGCAAGUCUGCAGGCUUAUGCAUCUGCAUGCACUAAGGCAGGAAUUUGCAUGAACUGGAGGAACUACACUAAUGGAGAAUGUGAGGUUAAAUGUCCUCCCACUAAAGUCUACAAAGCAUGUGGCCCCGCUGUGCAACCAACCUGCAAUUCUCAGUAUAAUAACAACUACCAGGAGAUGAUGGAAUCUGGAAGCACAGACAUGCAGGAGGGAUGUUUCUGUAUGAAUGGCACCAUCCUGUUCAGCACAUACUCAGAUGUCUGCGUUACAACCUGUGCUUGCACGGGCCCUGAUGGUAGUCCCAAAAUGCCGAAUGAAACAUGGCAAAUUGGCUGCCAAAUGUGUGAGUGUGAUGGUGAAAGCUUGAGCAUACAGUGUCACCCAGUCAUCUGUCCAACCAUGAUCAUGCCCACUUGCAAUCAACCUGGAGAAGUGCUCAUGAACAAAACAGAUGGCUGCUGCGAGAGCUACGAAUGUCAAUGCGAUCCAAGUCAGUGUGUCAUGACCACUGUGGGCUGCCCUCUGGGUUUCACACAAGAGACGGUUUCAAUAUCAGGAGUUUGCUGUCCUACAUACACCUGCAAACCCAUGAAAGUCUGUGUGCAGAAUGGAACAGUAUAUCAGCCAGGCUCCCCCAUGCCCAGUGAUAAUGUGUGUGAGGACUGCAAAUGUGGCUCAGUUGUGGAUCCCAACACUGAACUACUGACUCCAGCAUGCACGCCAAAAGAGUGUAAUCUCACAUGUGGCAAGGGUUAUGAGUAUAAACCUGUCCUUGGCAAAUGCUGUGGAGAGUGUGUAAGGACGAGUUGUGUGGUCGCGAUUAAUAAUAUCACAGAGACCAUCCCAAUCAACGGAACAUUUUCCCCACCUGAUGAUAACUGUGUGAAAUACACCUGCCAGGAUGUCAACGGUGAUCCCAUGGUAAAGGAAAGCAAGAAAAUAUGUCCAGUUUUCAAUCCAGAAAACUGUGUCCCGGGAACAGAGACAACUGAUGCUGAUGGUUGCUGCAUGAGCUGUACUCCACAGAGCAACUGUAACAUCCAUACAAACACCACUGUGCUGGUUCACAAUGGCUGCAAAAGCAUAACUCCGGUGGCAAUCACUUCCUGCUCAGGAACUUGUGGCACUUCCUCAGUGUACUCUUCAGAGUCUGACACUCUGGUACACACAUGCUCUUGCUGUCAGGAGGACGAAACCAGUGACAAGCAAGUGGAGAUGAUUUGCCCUGAUGGAUCAAAGAUCACAUACACCUACAUUUACAUCGACUCGUGUGAAUGCGAGGAAUCUGACUGCACAGAAACAGACAGACGCCGAAGGAGACGUUGAAUUUUGAACCACUCCUGAGACAGAAUUUCAAAAAUCACAGUAAUCUAGUAAAAAAAAAUCAGAAAAAUCACAGUAAUCUCGUAG
Messenger RNA from Neoarius graeffei (lesser salmon catfish), 7521 nucleotides. RefSeq names its product mucin-5B-like. The coding region runs from base 1 to 7437 and encodes 2478 amino acids. Gene Ontology annotation, cellular component: extracellular matrix. Gene Ontology annotation, molecular function: protein binding. The transcript has 49 exons. NCBI's taxonomy places the organism in Eukaryota, Metazoa, Chordata, Actinopteri, Siluriformes, Ariidae. The record is from RefSeq and is a predicted model, not a curated record.